Schistocerca cancellata (South American locust) is the source of this 21864-nucleotide messenger RNA. Its product is annotated as microtubule-associated protein futsch-like. Gene Ontology annotation, molecular function: actin binding; microtubule binding. The transcript is spliced from 3 exons. Gene Ontology annotation, cellular component: synapse; microtubule associated complex; dendrite. The record is from RefSeq and is a predicted model, not a curated record. Bases 33 to 18590 code for a protein of 6185 amino acids. Lineage: Eukaryota; Metazoa; Arthropoda; Insecta; Orthoptera; Acrididae. Gene Ontology annotation, biological process: microtubule cytoskeleton organization; regulation of microtubule depolymerization; dendrite development.
UAGAUAAGACAUCCAAGACAGAAGUAGUGAGAAUGAAGGGGGAACACAAAUCAAAGACAGAAAUGAAAACGUCCACAGUGAAAACACGAACUGAAACCAAAUCCACCCGUUCCAUAGAAAGGAAAGCACAGAGGACAACAAUUACAACCUCUAGUGUAACAGAGAAAAAGACUGACAUAAAAUCUUCUCCUACUACACCUAAAAAAUCUGUUGAACAUAAAGUUAACGGAGUUGCGCCAAAGCCAGAGCCAAUGAAACAUGCUCGACCAUCGAGUAGAACUAGACCGUCCCCAACCUCCACUCCAGCAAAAAGUGCAAAAGAAGCCAAUAAUCGGAAGGUCGUAGAAUCAAAAUAUCACAUUUCAAAAGCCUCUAAAUUGACUACAUCGAAGGCUGCUAAGAAGGAAGUGCAAGAACCAGCAGCAAAAGCUGAGAGGAAGCCUGUGAGCAGGCGACCAAAGGCAACUCCCAGCUCACCUGCUAAGAUAGCAGCAAAAUCACCAGGUUCACCAGCCAAGUCUUCUUCUGCCAAAAGCACACCAACUCCAUCUGUCAAAUCAGAAAAAGAAGCUGUAAUCAGAAAAAGAAAGGUUGAAACUGGAAAAAUUACUGCUGACUCAUCUGCAGUAUCAACCCCAUCAACUACUGAAGUAGAAACUGUUGUGAAAGCAAAGGAAAUAGGAAAAGCCCAGGACACUCCCCUUGUAAAUGGCCACAUAUCAGAAAUGAUCAUAACAAAGGAAGAUAUCUCCAAGGAGCUUUUAGACAAACCCCUUGAAGAGACUUACGUUGAGAAAAAGACUGAAAAAAUUGAUAGUGAAACUAUAAGAAAGUCACCAACUGAUGACCAACAAGAAGUUACAGAAACAGAAGACAAAACUUCAGUUAGAGAGAAAGAAAUUAAAGACAUUCCUACUAUAGAAGGAAAGGAAAAACAAAUGGAUGAAGAAACAGUAGAAAAAGAAGUAGAAGUUGAAGAAAAAGAGAUGGUAGUUGAAGAUAAAGAGUCUGAGAUAGAAGAGAAGGAAACCGAACUUGAAGAGAAGGAGUCUGAAAUUGAAGAAAAAGAAUCUGAAGUUGAAGAAGGAGAUGAUUCCAGGCAACUUAUACAUGAAAAGGAAGAUGUAGAGGCUACAGAAGAGGAACAAACUGAAGAAAUUGAGGAUGAGGAAGGACCUGUUGACAUAAAGGAAUCAUUACAUGCUGAACUUGAAACAGAAGUAAAGAAACUGAUGAGAGAAAAGAUAGAAGGAGGAGAAGAAGAAGAAGAAGAAGAAGAAGGGGGAGGAACAGAAGAAGAAGAAGAAGAACAAGAAGAGGAGCAAGAAGGAGAUGAAGAUGAGGAGGAUGAAUACUUAAUCGUUGAGAAAGAAGAUGUGGAAUCCUACCAAGAACAAGAAAGUAUUGAAUCACAUUUACCAGAUGAUUUUGACAACAAAGAUAUUGAUGUUGAGGAAGAAGAUGAAGGGGAGCUUCAGAAGCACUUAUUAGAUGAAGUUGAAACAGAAAAGACAAAGAAAGAUAUAGAAAAAGAAGAGAUGGAUACAAAAAUGCACAGAGAAGUAGAAUCUCAAAAGGAACACUUAAUAAAGGAAAAAGAGGUAGAUAUAACUCUUAAAAGUAAAGCCGAAAAAGAAAUAACUGAAACUGAAAAAAUGAAGGAGGAACAUGUUGAGGAAAUAAAAGAGCAAGAAACAGAAGGUGUUACUGAAGAAACUGCUAAGCCAUUGAAGGAAGAAAUUACAAAAGAUCACAUUGAGGAGAAAGUGGAGGAAAUUAUUUCAUCAGCAAAAGAAAUAGUAACUAAAGGAAAAUUUGAAGAUGAAAGAAAGCCUGGAGUGUCUCAAGAAUCGGAUAAAGAUAUACAGAAAGAGGAACUGUCUGAGAGCAAGAAAGAACCUGAAACAAGUGAAGAUCUCAAAGAAAUUUCAUCAAUUAGUCCUGAAGAGAAAAUAGAUGUUUCUUCAGAGAAAGUCCGAGAAACUACAGACACUGACCAUAAGCUUGAUGAUGGAGGUCAUGAAAUGAAAGAGAUUCCCUCAAAAGAAAUUCUAGAGCAGAAAUUUAUUGCAGAGGAAAGCCAGCCAGAUGAAAAGGUGUCUACAACUAUAGAAUCUGCUGCUACAACAGCACCAACACUUCCUGAAGAUGAACGCAUACCUCUAGAUGAAAUAAAGGAAAUCGUUGAAGAAAAAUAUGUGAAAGAAGAGACAAAGGAGAAAGAAAAACCAGUGGCAGAAGCAGUAACACGUCUAGAGCAGCCAACUACUCUGCCACAAGUUGUAAUGCCAAUUUUUGAAACUCACAUUGCUCAUGGGAUUAUUCAUCAAAGAGACAUUGUUAAAACACCUGAUGAAGUUGCUGACUUGCCAGUCCAUGAGGAAGUUGACCCUGGUAUGUAUGAUGCUGAUGAUUUUGUAAGAGACUUUCAUAAAACAAAAUAUGAAGUGCAACUUUCGAAAAAACAACAAGAUACUGAAGAGAUCAAGGACUACAUACCUGAGGUAGGUGCUGCAGAAGAAAGACUGAAAAUAGAUACAGGAAAGGCUGACACACUGAAAGAAUCUUUAAAACAGUUUGAAGAUGAGAAAGAAGUUGAAGAAGUCAAAAUAGCACCUGAGGAAAGAUUUGUUGAUGAAAUUGAAGACAUUAUACAUGUAAAAAGAGAAAUAUCUGAUGUAGCAAAACCAUCAGUGAAACCAGUCUCUGUGGCACAACUUGAAGAACCUAUGCCAAAGGAAGACAUGGCAAAGCCUACUGAUGAGUCAAAACCUGUUACAGUGAUAUCAGAAGAAAAACUUCUGGAAGCUACCUUUCAGACAUAUGCAGAUCUAAAAGCUACAAAAGAGAAAGUAGAUGAAUUAAAAGAAAAAUUCUCUGAAGAAGGAAAGAAAGCUGUAGAGAAAGAAAUAGAUUAUGCUGCAAUUUUAGAAAAAGACAUUGCUCAUGACAGAGUUGCCUUACAGGAAAUGAGAGAAGAAAAGAAAACAGAAGGAGAAGAAAUUGGUGCAGAAUACAUAUCUUCUGAAAAGAAAUACAUAGAAGAACAACUGGAAACUAUUUCAGAUCAACUAAAACAAAAGGAGAAAGUUAUUAGUGAAGAAAUUUCAACACUGCAACAAACAUAUGUAAAGGAGAUGCCUGAAGUGAAAGGAAAGGAUGAAAUGAAACCACUUCCAAUGGAUGUUGCCCAGGAAAAGAUGCAAGAAGAGAAACAGAAAGUUAUUACAGAAGAUGUCACUGAAAGAAUUGAAAAACUGGAAGGAGAUAAAGUUAUCCAAGAAAAAAAGAUUGAAAAGGACAUAAAGGAAGAUGUUACAGCAGAAAUUAAGGAGGUAGAAGACAAAGAAAAGCCUGUUCCAAAGGAAAUGACUCAAGAGGUAAUUAUGCAGGAUGAGAAAAUUAUUUCAGAUGAGUUAGUCAAGGCAAAGAAGGUAGCAGAGAAAGAUGAACUCAUCACGGAUGAUGAAGAAAUUAAAAAACUGAAAGAAGAGGAAGUUGUUCCAAAAGAAGUUAUUGAGGAGACAAUAAAAGACAAGGAAGUAUCAAAAGUAAUGUGUGAGGAGGAGAUGAAAGAAGAAAGAGUUGUUAAAGAAGACAUUAUUGAAGAAAUCAAACAAUUAGAAGGUAAAGAGAAGUCUACUCCAAAGGAAGUUCUAGAAAAGAAAAUUAAAGAAGAAGAUGAAACCAUCUCAAAGGCGAUGAUUGAGGUAGAGGAAAAGGAAGAGAAAGUUGAUACAGAAGAUAUCAUGGCUAAAAUUCCAAAGCUGGAAGAGAAAGAUAAAGAUGUUCUGAAGGAAGUUGAUGACAAAGAGAAAUCUACUCAAAAGGAUGUAGCUAAAGACGAAACAAAAGUAGGAGAGGAAAUGGGUUUGGAGGAGUUGGUAGACGUAACGAAAAAAAGAGAAAUUGUUACAGAAGAUACCAUAGCAGCUAUUCCAAAACUGGAAGACAAACAGAAAGUUUCAUUGGAGGAACUUGAUGAAAGUAAGACAAAGGACAAGAAAGAAGAAGAAAAGGAAAAAAGAAUUGCAGAAGAGAUAAAGAAAGACAUUGUAGAUCUAGAAGAACAGGAGCAGCUUUUGUCCAAAGAUGUAGCUAAAGAAAAGCCAGAGGACAAACAGAAAGAAGAGAUUGAUAAAUCUUUAAGAGAACUAGAAGAUACAGAGAAACUUUCACCAAAAGAAGUGAAAGAAAUCCAAAUUUCAAAGGAGAAGAUUCCAGAAAAGGACACAGAAGAACAAUUGAUAGUUGCUAAAUACACCACUGAAGAAACAGAUAAACUCAAAGAAAAAGAGAAAAUUCAGGAAAGGGAAAUGGUGGAAGAUAAAGCAAAAGAAGGUAGGAAAAUAGAGUCAGAGGAAAUUAUUCAUGAAAAGAAGAAAGAUGAGAGAGAAGUAAUUACUAAAGAUAUCACUGAAAAACAAGAAGAGAAAGAGAGGCUUUCCCCAAGGGAGGUAGUUGAAGAGAUUACUGUCAAAGAGGAAGUAAGUGUUUCAGCAGAGGCUAUUCAGAGAGAGGAAACUAUCAAAGCUGACCUCACCACAGAAAUUAAGAAACAACAGGAAAUGGAGAAAAUUGUAUCAAAGGAAUUAGUUGAAGAGAAGGAAAAAGAGUCUGAAGAAAAGAUAAAAGCUAUUACAGAGGAUGUGGCAUUGGUAAUGUUAAAAGCAGAAGAAAAGGAGAAGCCUGCUCCAAAGGAAAGGGCUGAAGAGAAGAUGAAAGAAGAGAAACUAGUUUCUAAGGAGGCAGCAGAGGAAGAUAAGAGAGAAGACAAAGAGACAGUUAUUACUGAAGAUAUACCUGAAAAAAUAAAACAACUAGAAGAAAAAGAGAAACCAGCUCCAACAGAAAUUUCUGAACUCAAGACAAAAGAAGAGACAGUAGUACUAAAGGAGAAGGUUGUGGAAAAGAAGGCUGAUGACAGAGUUAUUACAGAGGAUAUAACUAAGUUGGAAGUAAAAGAAAAAACUCCCUCUGAUGACAGGGUUGAAAUAAAGGCAGAAGAAGAGAUCAUCACUAUAAAGAAAGUGGAUGAGGAAAAGAAGGAAGAAGAAAAAGCAAAAGUUGAAGUUGCUGGAAAACGAAUUGUUGAAGAAGGAGCAGAUGAAGAAAAAGAUAUUUCACAGAAGAUGGCUGAAGAAAAAAUAGAAGAGAAGGAGAAAGUUGUUCCAGAAGAAAUCACCAAAGAAAAAAAACAGCUGGAUGCGACUGAGAAACUAGUAUCGAAAGAAACAAGCAAAACAAAAUCUGAGGAUGAAGUGACAAGAAUUUCAAAGGAAAUUGAUCAAAAAAUGAUUAUAGAAGACAAAAAGAAAAUUGUUCCUGAAAUCACUGAACAUGUUAAAAAACAGGAAGAAAGAGACACCAGUUUACCAAAGGAAGAAAUAGAAGAGAUGAUCCAGGAGGAAUGGGAAAUAGUUUCAAAGGAGAUGAUAGAGGAAGAGAAGAAAGACUCAAGCGAAGCUGUAACAGAAGCAACUGUUGUAGAAAUCAAGGAAGCAGAGGAAAAAGAAAUAACUAUCCCUAAAGAAAUAGAUAAAGAAAAGAUAAAAGAACCAGAGAAAAUUAUUACAAAGGAUACAAUAGUGAAACUGGAAGAACAUAAGGUUGUUACAGAAGAUAUCACGGAGAAACUGAAAGAGACAGAAAAGAAAGAGGAAAGUGUUCCACAUGCAUUACCAGAAGAAAAGGCAAAAGAAGCUGAGAAACCACUUUUGAAGGAAACAAUAGUGAGAAAGGAAGAAGACAAGGUUAUUACAGAACAUAUCACUGAAGCAGAGAUAAAACCAGAAGAAAAAGAGGAAACUGUGCCACAUGAAAUAUGCGAAGAAAAGCCAAAGGAAGCUGACACAGUAGUGAAAAAGGAAGAAGAGAAAGUUAUUACAGAAGAUAUCACUGAAGAAGCGAAAAAACCAGAAGAAAAAGAUAAAACUGUUCCACAUGAAAUACCUGAAGACAAGAUAAAGGAAGCUGAGAAACUAGCUCCAAAAGAAACAAUAGCGAAAAAGGAAGAAGAGAAAGUUAUUACAGAAGAUAUCACUGAAGAAGUGAAAAAACCAGAAGAAAAAGAGAAAACAUUUCCAUUUGAAAUACUUGAAGAAAAGGCAAAGGAAGCUGAAAAACCAGUUUCAAAGGACACAGUAAUGAAAGUGGAAGAAGAGAAGGUUAUUACAGAAGAUAUCACUGAAGAAGUGAAGAAACCAGAAGAAAAAGAGGAAUUUAUUCCACAAGAAAUACCCGAACGAAAGGCAAAAGAAGCUGAGAAACCAGUUUCAAAGGACACAGUAGUGAAAGAGGAAGAAGAGAAAGUUGUUACAGAGGAUAUUACUGAAGAAGUGAAAAAACCAGAAGAAAAAGAGAAAACAGUUUCACAAGAACUACUUGAAGAAAAGGCAAAGGAAGCUGAGAAACCAGUUUCAAAGGACACAUUAGUGAAAGAGGAAGAAGAGAAAAUUGUUACAGAGGAUAUCACUGAAGAAGUGAAAAAACCAGAAGAAAAAGAGAAAUCAGCUCCACAAGAAAUACUUGAAGAAAAGGCAAAGGAAGCUGAGAAACCAGUUUCAAAGGACACAGUAGUGAAAGAGGAAGAAGAGAAAAUUGUUACAGAGGAUAUCACUGAAGAAGUGAAAAAACCAGAAGAAAAAGAGAAAUCAGCUCCACAAGAAAUACUUGAAGAAAAGGCAAAGGAAGCAGAGAAACCAGUUUCAAAGGACACAGUAGUGAAAGAGGAAGAAGAGAAAAUUGUUACAGAGGAUAUCACUGAAGAAGUGAAAAAACCAGAAGAAAAAGAGAAAUCAGCUCCACAAGAAAUACUUGAAGAAAAGGCAAAGGAAGCUGAGAAACCAGUUUCAAAGGACACAGUAGUGAAAGAGGAAGAAGAGAAAGUUAUUACAGAAGAUAUCACUGAAGAAGUGAAGAAGCCAGAAGAAAAAGAGGAAACUAUUCCACAUGAAAUACCUGAAGAAAAGGCAAAGGAAGCUGAGAAACCAGUUUCGAAAGACAAAGUAAUGAAAAAGGAAGAGGAAGAGGUUAUUGCUGAAGAUAUCACUGGAAAAGUCAAGAAAUCAGAAGAAAAAGAGGAAACUGCUCGACACGAAAUACCUGAGGAAAAGAUAAAGGAAGCUGAGAAACCAGUUUUAAUGGACACUGUAGUGAAAAAGGAAGAAGAGAAGGUUAUUACAGAAGAUAUCACUGAAGAAGUGAAAAAACCAGAAGAAAAAAAGAAAAUGGUUCCAUCUGAAAUACCCGAAGAAAAGGAAAAGGAAGCUGCAAAACUAGUUUCAAAGGACACAGUAAUGAAAAGGGAAGAAGAGAAGGUUAUUACAGAAGAUAUUACUGAAGAAGUGAAGAAACCAGAAGAAAAAGACGAAAUUAUUCCACAUGAAAUACCUGAAGGAAAGAUAACGGAAGCUGAGAAACCAGUUUUGAAGGACACAGUAGUGAAAAAGGAAGAAGAAAAGGUUAUUAGAGAAUAUAUCACUGAAGAAGUAAAAAAAACAGAAGAAAAAGAGAAAACAGUUCCAUUUGAAGUACCCGAAGAAAAGAUAAAGGAAGAUGCAAAACCUGUUUCGAAAGACGCAGUAGUUAAAAAGGAAGAAGAGAAAGUUAUUACAGAAGAGGUCACUGAAGAACGGAAAAAACUGGAGGAACAAGAGGGAGCAGUACCACAUGAAAUACCAGAAGAAAAGACAAAGGAAGCUGCAAAACAGGUUUCAACGGACACAGUAUUGAAGAAGGAAGAAGAGAAGGUUAUUACAGAAGAUAUCACUGAAGAAGCAAAAAAACCAGAAGAAAAAGAGAAAACAGUUCCAUCUGAAACACUUGAAGAAAAGGCAAAGGAAGCUGAGAAACCAGUUUCAAAGGACACACUAGUGAAAAAGGAAGAACAGAAGGUUGUUACAGAAGAUAUCACUGAAGAAGUGAAAAAACCAGAAGAAAAAAAGAAAAUGGUUCCAUCUGAAAUACCCGAAGAAAAGGAAAAGGAAGCUGCAAAACUAGUUUCAAAGGACACACUAGUGAAAAAGGAAGAAGAGAAGGUUAUUACAGAAGAUAUCACUGAAGAAGUGAAAAAGCCAGAAGAAAAAGAGAAAACAGUUCCAUCUGAAAUACUUGAAGAAAAAGGAAAGGAAGCUAAGAAACCAGAUUCAAAGGACACAGUAGUGAUAAAGGAAGAAGAGAAUGUUAUUACACAAGAUGUCACUGAAGAAGUGAAAAAACCAGAAGAAAAAGAGAAAUCAGCUCCACUAGAAAUACUUGAAGAAAAGACAAAGGAAGCUGAGAAACCAGUUUCAAAGGACACAGUAUUGAAAAAGGAAGAAGAGAAAGUUAUUACAGAAGAUAUCACCGAAGAAGUGAAGAAACCGGAAGAAAGAGAGGAAACUAUUCCACAUGAAAUACCUGAAGAAAAGGCAAAGGAAGCUGAGAAACCAGUUUCGAAAGACACCGUUGUGAAAAAGGAAAAGGAGGAGGUUAUUGCUGACGAUAUCACUGAAAAAGUCAAAAAAUCAGAAGAAAAAGAGGAAACUGCUCGACACGAAAUACCCGAAGGAAAGAUAAAGGAAGAUGUGAAACCAGUUUUUAGGGACAUGGUAGUGAAAAAGGAAGAAGAGAAGGUUAUUACAGAAGACAUCACUGAAGAAGUGAAAAGACCAGAAGAAAAAGAGAAAGCAGUUCCACAAGAAAUACUUGAAGAAAAGGCAAAGGAAGCUGAGAAAUCAGUUUCAAAGGACACAGUGAAAAAGGAAGAAGAGAAAGUUGUUACAGAAGAUAUCACUGAAGAAGUGAGAAAACCAGGAGAAAAAGAGGAAACAAUUCCAUCUGAAAUAUUUGAUGAAAAGGCAAAGGAAGCUGAGAAACCAGUGUCAAAGGACACAGUAGUGAAAAAGGAAGAAGAGAAGGUUAUUACAGAAGACAUCACUGAAGAAGUGAAAAAACCAGAAGAAAAAGAGGAAACAGUUCCACAAGAAAUACUUGAAGAAAAGGCAAAGGAAGCUGAGAAACCAGUUUCUAAGGACACAGUAGUGAAAAAGGAAGAAGAGAAGGUUAUUACAGAAGAUAUCACUGUAGAAGUGAAGAAACCAGAAGAAAAAGAGAAAACACUUCCAUCUGAAAUACUUGAUGAAAAGGCAAAGGAAUUUGAGAAACCAGUGUCAAAGGACACUGCAGUGACAAAAGAAGGAGAGAAGAUUAUUACAGAAGAUAUCACUGAAGAAGUGAAGAAACCAGAAGAAAAAGAGAAAACAGUUGCAUCUGAAAUACCCGAAGAAAAGACAAAGGAAGAUGCAAAGCCAGUUUCAAAAGACACAGUAGUGAAAAAGGAAGAAGAGAAAGUUAUUACAGAAGACGUCACUGAAGAAGUGAAAAAACCAGAAGAACAAGAGGGAGCAGUACCACAUGAAAAACCAGAAGAGAAGACAAAGGAAGCUGUAAAACCAGUUUCAGAGGACACAGUAUUGAAAAAGGAAGAAGAGAAGGUUAUUACUGAAGAUAUCACUGAAGAAGUGAAAAAACCAGAAGAAAAAGAGAAAACAGUUCCAUCUGAAAUACCCAAAGAAAAGGCAAAGGAAGAUGUAAAACCAGUUUCAAAGGACACAGUAGUUAAAAAGGAAGAAGGGAAGUUUGUUACAGAAGAUGUCACUGAAGAAAUGAAGAAACCAGAAGAAAAAGAAGAAACUGUUCCACACGAAAUACCUGAAGAAAAGGCAAAGGAACCUGAGAAACCAGUUUCAAAGGACACAGUACUGAUGAGGGAAAAGGAGGAGGUUAUUACAGAAGAUAUCACUGAAAAAGUGAAGAAACCAGAAGAAAAAGAGGAAGCUGUUCCACAUGAAAUACCUAAAGAGAAGGCAAAGGAAGUGGAGAAACCAGUUUUGAAGGACACAACAGUGACAAAGGAAGAAGAGAAGGUUAUUACAGACUAUAUCAGUGAAGAAGUGAAGAAACCAGAAGAUAAAGAGGAAGCUGUUCCACAUGAAAUACCCAAAGAAAAGGCAAAGGAAGCUGAGAAACCAGUUUCAAAGGACACAGUAUUGAAAAAGGAAGAAGAGAAGGUUAUUACAGAAGAUAUUACGGAAGUGAAAAAGCCAGAAGAAAAAGAGAAACCUGUUCCUUAUGAAAUAGUUGAAGAAAAAUCUAAGGAAGUGGGCAAAGCAGAUUUGAAGGACACAACAGAGAAAAUUAAAGAAGACAGAAGUCAAGAUUUGGAAAAAGAAAAACUCAUUUCAAAGGAUAUAGAUGAGCAAUAUAUUGUUUCACCUGAAAAGGGUGAAGAAGGAAAAAAACCUUCCCUGGGGGAUAUGCCCUCUUCCGAAGAGUUUGUCGAAGAAAGGAGAAAAGUAGAAGAGAAAAGUUCCACACCAGAAAUCACAGAAAAGAAGGAUGAUGUAAAAGAUGUGCCUCUUUCAGAGAAAAUGGUUGAAAAAGAGAGGUAUAUUUCAGAAGACCUGCUUGAAGAAAAAAAGGAAGGUGAAGAGAAGGAAGAGGUUGUCCCAAAGGAUCUUAUUAAAGAAGGAGAAAAAGUAGACACAAUUCAUAUAGAUCAUACAGAAAAAGAAAAGGAAAUAGAUGAGAGAGAGAAGACAAUUACAGAGAAAAUUAUUGAAGAAAAGAAGAAAGAAGUAGGUGAAGAAAGUAUUAUUGUGAAGGACUCUGUGGAACAUGAGAAAAAAGGAGAACCAAUAGCUGUAGAGGAUAUUACCAGUGUAAUAGGGAAAGAGGAACCUAAGAAAGACAAAGCUGCUUCAAAGGAACUGCUUGAAGAAAAGAAAGAAGAGAAAGGAAGAGAGAGAGCCAUUACAGAUAUUAGUAAAGAAAAGGAAGGCCAACAAGAGACAGAGAAGAUUACUUCAAAACAAUUAAUUGAAAAAGUCGGAAUGGAGGAAACUACAGCAAAACUUGCUCCAAAGUAUGUAGUUGCAGAAAAGGAAAAAGACCAAGUUAUUUCAAAGGCUGUGACUGAAGAAAAAAUAGAUGACCUCGAAAAAAGAAAGAUUGUCACUACAUAUGAAAAAAUUUCAGACAAGAUUGAAACUAUUUUUGACAUUAAAACUGAUUUGUCACUCCAGGAAACUUCACAACCAACAGCUACAACAGCAAAGGAAGUUAAGCCUGCAGAAGUGAUCAAAACUAACGGUGAACUUGAAAAGAGUGAACAGAAAGUACCACAAGUGAAAAUGCACGGAGAGACAGCUAUCAAGGGAGAGCCAGAAGACAAGGUUGAUCAGAAGAUGGAACCUGGAAAAGAAACAAUUACAGCACCAAGUGCUUUAUCUGCCACAUAUCUUGAAAUUAUAGACAAGCUGCAAAAAGAAGAACCUUCAGAAGUUGAUAAACAGGAAGAUGAAGAGUCACCAAAGAGAGAAGAGCUCCAAGUUAGUGAAGCUGACAAAUCUCUUCGCAAAGAAGUAUCAAAAACGAUGGAAGAAUUGGAAGAAAUAUCCGUUACGUCUAGUCAAAUGUCAGAUAUUAAACAUUUGUCACAGGAAGGUGUAAAGCCAGAAAUUACAAAAGACUCACACAGAAAAGAAGAGGAGCAAAUGUCAGAAGAAAAACCAUCCCUGCAGGAACAAGAACUCAUAAGUAAAAAAGACAAGGCAGAGAUAGGAGUAGAAAAGGAAGAUAAAAAGGUGAAAGUAGAAGCUGACUCAUUAGAAACUGAGAAAACAUCAGCAACUAUAGAAUGGUUAACUUGUGUAGUUAAGGACACAAAGCCAUCAUUGGGAGAAGAGCAGGAAGAGAUCUUUAAGAAAGUUGUUAGCACAAAAGAGAAGAAAGUUACUGAGACAGAAGAUCAAAUUGAUGAGAAGAAAGUGAAGGAGAAACAACAAGAGAUAGAAAAGACUGUCAAGGACACAGAUAUCAUGUCAGUCAUAACAGAAAGACAGAAGACAUUACCUGACAGUGAAACUAGCAAGGAAAUUCCUACAAGUAUUGAACAAAAGAAGCAGCCAACUGGAGAAAGAGAAAUAAUAGACAAAUCAAUUGAAGUGGUGAAAAGUCAACCAAAAUAUGAGGCAGACAGACCAGCAGAAACGUUCAGUGAGGUGUAUCAGGAAGACAAGAAAGAUGAGCUUGCAAAAUCAGUGUCUUCAGAAAAGGAGAAGCAACUAACAGAUGAAGAAGAAAAGAAACAAAAGACAGAAAGGUUACUUUUAGAGACAGAGGGCAGCAUUAUUUCAAAAGAUUUAGCUGAAACUAUUACCACUACUGUAAUGAAAGAAUACAUCCUGAAAACUACACACAUAACAUCGGAUUCUGUUACAUCAGAUGUACCAGCCCCUGGAAAAAUACCUGUACAACCAUCUGUGGAACCAGAAAUAACACCUUUGCAAGAGAAAGUGGAGAUUAAAGAGACUGGACUAUCACCAAAAGUGGAAGACACUGAUAAAAGAGCUGCAGAUACACUAAUUUCUCAUGAACUCAAAGACACAGAAAAAAUUUCUGCAGGUCAGGAAAUAGGAAAAGAGAAGCAGCUGGGAAUUUCUGAAGAAACUACUGUUUCAAAAGUGAAAGAAGUUUCAAAAGAAGUAAAAUAUGAUGGGAUUACAAGCAAAUUACCAACUUCAGCUGCUGACCAUAGAUCAGAUGAUGAAGAUGGUGAACCACCUCCAUCUCCAGGAGAAGAAUACAUUGAUUCAGGAAUGGAGGAAGAACCAGUCUAUACCAAACUUGAUGCACCAGAACUUCCAGAAUAUGUAACUGUUACUCCUGACUCCACACCUGCAUCACCAAAAGCAUUGCCCUUAAGGCCACAGGAUGACUCUGCAAAAAUGCAUCUUCCGGGAUCUGAAGAGAAGGAAAGAAAAGAAAAACUUAAAUAUGAACAUACUGAAACUGACAAGAAAGAGCCUGCCAAGGUAACAACUACAGCCCUUCCCCAGGAAAAAGAGGUGGAGUAUAGAAUGUAUGUGGAUGACACUGGUGACAAAACUGGUGAACCAGGAGAAGUUAUCGCAGACGAAGAUGGUCAUAUUGUAACAAGAAGAACAAGAACUGAAUACAAAACAAUUGUGACCAGGGAAGGUAAGCCUGAUGAAAAGACAGUUUCAAGUCUAAUGGCUGGUUCAGUUACACCUAUUUCAUCGGGUGAGAUCACUGGAGUUAAAGAUGACAAACUAUCAGAUGAAGAACAUCUGGAAGAAAUUGAUGAUGACUCAAAAGAAUCUGUCUCAGAGGAAACAUUCACAGAUGAAGAUGGUAAAACUGUAACAAGGAAGAUAGUAAGGCGUUACAAGACAGUAGUUACCAGCAGAACUGAAUCAGCUGAAGAGAAAGGUAUAAUGAAAGAAAUUCAGCCCUCAUUUUCAUCUGAAGCAGGACCUGGUUCAUUUAUACCUGUUUCAUCAGGUGAGAUCACAACGUAUACAACUGUAGUUAAAGGUGACAGACUAUCAGAUGAAGAACAUCUGGAAGAAAUUGAUGAUGACUCAAAAGAAUCCGUCUCAGAGGAAACAUUCACAGAUGAAGAUGGUAAAAUUGUAACAAGAAAGGUAGUAAGGCGUUACAAGACAGUAGUAACAAGCAGAACUGAGUCAGCUGAUGAGAAGGGUGAAAUAAAAGAAUUUCAGCCCCCAUUUUCAUCUGAAGCAGGACCAAUGGUACUACCGUCAUCCUCAAAAACAACAACAACAACAACAAAAGUAAUUGAAGGUCAUGAAUAUCCACUAGACACUGACAAGCAAGAUGACAAAGCAGCUGUUUCAGAAGAAACAUUCACAGACAAGGAUGGCAAAACUGUGACAAGAAGAACUGUGCGACACUACAGAACUUACAUAACUCAGUCCACAGGAGAAAUGGAACCUACUCAUAUAAAGACAGAUGACAGAACUCCCCUUGAACCAGCUCAAGAUGUUGAUGAAAGCAAAACACGUGUUACAGUGUCCACAGACAAAGCAGGCACAGAAGAAAUCAUGGAGUUCGAUGACGAUGAUGAAAAAGAAUCAGUAACUGAAGAAACAUUUACAGAUGAAGAAGGUAGGACAGUAACAAGAAGAGUAAUAAGGAGGUAUAAGACAGUGAUAACGAAAGAAAGGGAAGUUGUGGAUGAGAAACCUACUACAAAACUGGUAACUACUAUAGCAACAAAGAAGACUGAAACAAAAGAAGGUGACGACAUUGAUGAUGGUGUAGAAAUGGAAGAAUGCACAGAGCUCAGUGAUCAGGAUGAAAAAGAAUCUGUGUCUGAAGAAACAUUCACAGAUGAAAGUGGCAAAACUGUGACCAGAAAAAUUGUAAGACGGUACAAGACAGUUGUCACAAGGGGAAGUGAAUCUGUCGAUACAAAAGAUUCCAUUAAAUUACCACCUAAGGAAGCAAAGGGUAUUGUAGAUGAAAUUGAAACGGAACAGGCUGACUUAGAUGAUCAAGAUGAAAAAGAAUCUGUGACUGAGGAAACAUUCACUGAUGAAAGUGGCAGAACUGUAACAAGAAAAGUUGUCAGACGAUAUAAGACAGUGAUGACAAAAGAAAGUUCCUCAGUGGGCACGGAAGAGUCUAGUCAAGUAAGAGCUACAGACAUAAUACAUUCAGAAUUGUCUCCAACUGCCCUCACCCAGAAAAUGUACACUACAGUAAUUAAAUCAGAUGAUGAUAGGGAUGAUGGGGUAGAAACAGAUAAAUUAGAUGAGUUAGAUGAUCAGGAUGAAAAAGAAUCUGUGUCCGAAGAAACGUUCACAGAUGAAAGUGGCAAAACUGUGACCAGAAAAAUUGUAAGACGGUAUAAGACAGUUGUCACAAAGGGAAGUGAAUCCAUUGGUACAAAAGAUACCACUAAAUUAACUCCUAAGGUAGCAAAGAGUAUUGGGGAUGAAACAGAAACAGAACGAACUGACUUAGAUGAUCAAGAUGAAAAAGAAUCUGUGACUGAGGAAACAUUCACUGAUGGAAGUGGCAGAACUGUAACAAGGAAAAUUGUCAGACGUUAUAAGACAGUGGUGACAAAAGAAAGUUCCUCUGUAGGUGCAGAAGACUCUAGGCAAAUAAGAGCUACAGAUAUAACUGCUUCAGAAUUGUCUCCAGAUGUUCUCACCCAGAAAACAUACACUACGGUAAUUAAAUCAGAUGAUGAUAGAGAUGAUGGGGUAGAAACAGAUAAAUUAGAUGAGUUUGAUGAUCAGGAUGAAAAAGAAUCUGUGUCUGAAGAAACAUUCACAGAUGAAAGUGGCAAAACAGUGACCAGAAAAAUUGUAAGACGGUAUAAGACAGUUGUCACAAGGGGAAGUGAAUCUGUUGAUACAAAAGACUCCAUGAAAUUAGCUCCUAAAGAAGCAAAGGAUAUUGUAGAUGAAAUAGAAACAGAACAGGAUGAAUUAGACGAUCAAGAUGAAAAAGAAUCUGUGACUGAGGAAACGUUCACUGACGAAAAUGGCAGAGUUGUAACAAGGAAAAUUGUCAGACGGUACAAGACAGUGAUAACAAAAGAAAGUUCUUCUGUGGAUGCAGAAGACUCUAGCCAGAUGAGAGCUACAGACACAAUUGCUUCGGAAUUGUCUCCAACUGUUCUCACCCGGAAAACAUAUACUACAGUAAUUAAAUCAGAUGAUGAUAGAGAUGAUGGUGUAGAAACAGAUAAAUUAGAGGAGUUUGAUGAUCAGGAUGAAAAUGAAUCUGUGAGUGAAGAAACCUUCACAGAUGAGGGUGGCAGAACAGUAAGAAGGAAAAUUAUAAGGCAUUACAAGACAGUCAUUAGACAAGAAGGUGAACCCACAGAUGCAAAAGAUUCUACGACAAUAAAAAUGGAAAAGAUAAGUGCCCCAGACCUAACCUUAACUGCAACUACCAGCGAAAGUUGCAUGACAGAUGUAAAAGAAGGUGUUGGUGUAGAUGAUGGUAUUGAAAUAAGUGAUCAAGAUGGCAAAGAAUCUGUGACUGAAGAAACUUUCACAGAUGAAAAUGGCAGAAUUGUAACAAGGAAGAUUGUAAGGCGAUACAAGACUGUGGUAACAAAAGAAAGUGGGUCUUUGGAGGAUAAAGGCACUAGUGAAACAGAGAAGAAAGAUGUAAGAGAUAUGGAACGGAUGUCAACUGCUUUCACUACAGAUACACAUACUACAGCACUAGGUGUCAUAGAAAGAGAUGAACUUACAGACUUUGAUGAUCAAGAUGAAAGGGAAUCUGUCUCUGAAGAGACAUUCACUGAUGAGGAUGGCAGAACAGUGACUAGAAAAAUUGUGAGGCGGUACAAGACAGUGGUCACAAAAGAGAGUGAGUUACCUGAUGAAAAAGAUACCAGUCAAUUAACAAAAGUGCUGGGAACUGGUUCAGAACUGCCAACCACUACUAUCUUGAGGAAAAUUUACACUACAGUCACUAAAGAUGGUGAAGGUACUAAAGAUGGUUUAGAAACAGAGCAGCUUGAUGAGCUGGAUGACCAAGAUGGAAAAGAAUCUGUCACUGAAGAGACAUUUACAGAUGAGCAUGGAAGAACUGUCACAAGAAAAAUUGUGAAAAGAUAUAAGACAGUAGUGACAACAGAAGGUGAAGAUGUUAUUGGAGACAUUAGUAGUGAUGGCAAGAAAGAGACAGAUGAUGAUGACAGUAAAGAUUCAGUCACAGAAGAAACAUUUACAGAUGAAGAAGGAAGAACUGUAAGAAGGAAAAUUGUGAAGCACUACAAAACAACAGUGUUAAAAACUGAUGACAUCACGGACAAAACAUUAUCUACAACAGAGUUACAAUUUGAUCCAGAUGCAAAAGAGAAAAGCAUUGCUUUCAGUUCAUUUACUACUGCUGAAGGCAAAAGUGACACUCCCCUUGAUUUUACUGAAGGUGAGGAUGGAAAAGAUUCCAUUAUAGAAGAAACUUUCACAGGAGAAGACGGAAGUGUUGUAACCAGGAAGAUAACAAGACAAUACAAAACCAUUUUAAAACAGGAGACUGGAUCUGAUGAUCAUCAUUUUACAACAAAAAUUUCAACAGGGUCAGCUGACUCAAGUUUACCACUGACCACCACCACAAUGACAAAAACCUACACAACUGUAACGAAACAAGGUGAUGACUAUGGUGACGACUUCUCGGAAGAUUUAGGAAAAGCUCAUGAACCCAGUGGGGCAACUUCUAAAACCACCACUACAGUGACUACAAUUACUAAAAGAAUUUCUUCAAAGGAUGGAGAAGAAGAAAUAACUGAAGCCACUACAGAGGAAGUAACUUCUGAAGAUGGAAAAGAACAAAGUACUGUCACAGUUACCACAAAGAGAGAUGAACAUGGUGAUAUGGUAGUUCACACAUCAAUAACCCCCAGAGAUAAAGAACUUGAUGGUUACAGUAUUGCAGGACCAGUUAGCUUCAUUGGCAGUGAUAAAGGGGAGCAUUCGGCACACUCCACUGUUAGUACUACUGUUACGACUUCUCAGAUGACCACAGAUGCCUGGAAGACUGGUAGAAAACAUGACUCACAGCAGUGUGACAGUGAUGAGGAAGAUGACCCUACAUCGCCACUAAGCAUUACAUCACAACUUGCACAUUCUCCACCAUCACAUUUUGGAUUUGAAACAUCUGCUAGUCCUACAGCAUCAGUAGAGCUUUACUCGCCCAAAGUCAUUCCUUCACAAAAAGUAAGUUCCACACAGAUGACUAGUUCAUUUUAUGGUAGUUUGCCAUCUGGAGAAGAGCAGUUGACAUCUACAGAUGAGAAACUGGACUUCCAAAGGGCACUUCAUGAACACAGAGAAGCAAGAGGUGAAGAUCUCCAGUCAUCUUUCCACAGUCCACCUGUGCAUAAAACUGUAACAAUGGGUUACAAGGAGGGAUUGCUACAUGGUGAACAGCUGUCAUCAGGAAUAAAUGGCCAAAAGCAUGAAGAUAUUGACAGCAAAGGAGCUACCACAAAAAGUAUUCCUUCCAGUAGUGGAGUGAGUGCCACAAGCCAAAAAAUACCUCCGGUAGUAACCAGUGCACACCUUCCUGCUGAGCAUGGUCAGUCAGCACAAAAAGAUACAAAGGGUGACAAACAAAAGGAUCCAAUUGGCAGUUGGGGGAAACCACUUGGGCUCCCAGCACCUGCACCACCACCUGCGAACACAAUCACAACUAAUGGCGAAGUCAACACAGCUACUAAGCCCGGGACCCCAAAAAAGGAAAAGAAAGCUAUGCAAAUGAAGAAGAACUUAGUAAUGAAUGAAAACAACAAAGCAGCAAAUGCACAGUCAGCAAAAGAAUCAAAAUCUAGGCGUUCAGAAUCACCAGUAAAACAGAAGAAUGUGUCAAAUAAAGAUGUUGGGAAAAACACAAAAGUUCCUGGAGGCCAUAUAUAUAUUGACCUAACCUAUGUCCCACAUCAUGGAAAUUCAUACUACACCAAUGUAGAAUUUUUCAAGAAAGUCAGAGCAAGGUACUAUGUAUUCAGUGGCACAGAACCGAGUCGAGAUGUCUACAAUGCUCUACUUGAAGCUAAACAAACAUGGGAAGAUAAGGAUUUAGAAGUAACUAUCAUUCCCACUUAUGAUACCGACACUCUUGGUUACUGGGUCGCCGAGAAUGAAGAUCUGCUUACAAAAUACAAGAUUGACCUCUCUCCGUCUGCAAGUCGCUGCACAAUAAAUCUGCAAGAUCAUGAAACAAGCUGUUCAGCAUAUCGGUUGGAGUUCUAAUUGUUGCUGACUGAUAAACAGUCACAGAAAUAAACUCACUGCCCAUAAAAGCCAUUACUGCUCUAUAGUAUGAACUGGCUUGGACGAUGCCGUUUUUAGCAUUAGCUGAAGUAUUUAUUGUUACCAUCCUUGAUACUUUUUGUGGUCUAAGACAAAGGAAGUUAUGAUGUCCUUACAGAGAAAUUAAAAAUGUCUUUCAGGAAAUUUUCUUGUAUGAUGAAGUCUGUGCUGAUGUUGAGGACCCUUCAACAUAAAUGGUGAUGAUGAAACGGAAAAAAAAUGCAACAGUUUUGUUGUAUCAUUUAUUUUUAGGUUGUUCUUUCAGAAUGUCAGCAGUUCUAUUUAUACUGUCAGUUCAUAAGAUUCAAAUAGAUGUAUGGUCACAUAAAUAUGAAAUUUAUGAUAUAUGUCCAAAAAAUGUUAGCUGUUUUUCAGUUUCAUUGAUACAGAAAAAAGUAAGACACAAAUGUGGUAUGUGUUUACAUUUCAGUCCUGGGCUAAAAGACAGUUUUUACUGAAAGCAAAUUGUCAUAAAACUGUGGUACUUACAUCCAUAAAUAUAUGUGUAUAUAAUGAGCAAAAUCUUUUUCAAAGUAUUGAGUCUAAGAAACACCCAUCUCUCUUACACAUUCAAGAAAUUUAUUUUUCUAAGCUUCCUGAGAAGUGAAAUUGAAAGUGAAAAGAGAGAACAACUUUCCCAUUGGGUUUAAUGUAUAUUUGUUGAUAGUAGAAAUGAAACUGUCUCACGCAUUAAAUACAAUCACUACCAGUUGAGCAAAGCAUUAAGUACUUUUCAGAAAACAAAACAAAAAAAUCAUGUUUUUUGUGCCAUAGGCCUCGAGUGAUAACACAUGAAAAAUUAUACAAGAAAGGAUAAACAAAAACAAGAAAUAUUUUAUAAUAAAACAAGUCGAACAUAAGUAAAUUAUUUCCUAUGUCCAUAUAGUUAAAACAAUCCCAUUAUUAUAAGAUGCCACAUUCGUCUUAUGUUGCUUAUUAUAUUAUAAGCAUCAACAUGAUUUAAUUAUUGUUCCUAAAGUGGACAUUGUAUCAUCCAUUUUCACGUUUGGAGGGAUACCGUUAAACAGUGUUGAAAAACCAAAUAAGAUGACCUAGUUUUUGAUCUAUGUAACGUUUUACUAAUAAUGUUAAAAUCAUGAAAUUAAAAUUAAUUCCCUAAACAGUGUUACCUUAAUGUAAAGUUGUUAGAAAGUAACAGAAGCUUCAUUGAAUGUUUAAAGUGCAUCCUGAGAUCAUAUUUUGUGUGUCAUGAGAAAAAUGAGUCUGCAGUAACUAAUAAUUUAUCCAUAUCUUCAGAAAUGUUCCAUUUUUUGUUUAUGAAUAUUGUAAGCUGUAAAUUUAGAAACUGUGUGUUUACUCACAGUCAUGAUUGUGCAGUGGUUGUGUGUAUGUACUCAAUAAGUGCUCACCCUCAUACCUAAAGUGACAUGUACUUACAAACACAUUAAUUUAAGUCUUCCUCUCACCCUCCUGUUCAUUCCUGCCUGCAAUGCAGUUUUUAAGAAUAUAUGUUUUUGAAAGUUUUAAUCUAUAUUUAAGUCUUCCUACACAUAGCAAAUAUUUUAUAUUUAUACUUAGCAACAUAAGUCUUAUUUUUAAUGCUGUCAUCGUAUUUAUGUAGCGUUUUAUGCAUCCAUUGUGCACGAAAAUACACUUAUGUAAAAGCUUGAAUGCUAGGCAGAAAAGUAUUUAUCAUUUAUGUUAUCUUUGAUUCAGAUGAUAUUUGAUGUGGUACACAAUUUAAACAUUAGCUUAAUUUUUUUUAUCUGCCCAGGUGGGACAGUUUAAGUAUAGAAGACAGACUGUUUUUUGAAACAAGAAAGAAAUCCAAAAGUGUUGGCAUGGAUAGAGCUCCCUUCAGCUCAGAAAAGAGAGCAGCUAGAUGUUGCGUUGUUAUAAGUUUGUUUUUGUGUAUGUGAAUUGUUAAAACAAGUGAACAAAACACCGAAAUAUGAAGGAAGAGUAUGGAUUGUUGUAGAUAGUAUCUAUCAAAUUGAAAACUGUUGAGUGUAAAAUAUUUCAUAGGCAUGAAACAUGAUGAAAUAAUGUCUGAAGCACUACAAAAAUGGACAAUUUUGUGGAAAUAUAGAAGUUUAUCUGACUUACAGCAACAUACAUGUCACACACACAACUCUUGAAGCAUAGAUGAAUUUGUAGCAAAUGGAGGAAUUCGUUUUAUCCUCCUCUCAUUUUGUACUUACCUGAGAAUGUGUGAUUUUAUAACAGUAAAAAAUUAGGACAUUUAAUUUUUUGUACAAUAUUGUGUAUCUUUCCAGAAAUGUGUAUUAUACUUCAUUUCAUUUUGUGUGCUGGUCAAUAAUCUAGUUUUGUAGAAUUUUAAAUAGUUACUUCCUCUGUAUCUUUCAUUAUUAUAGAUUACUCCCUGUUAUGAACUGUUUCUAUAUAAGGCCUAAUUUAUUAUUUUUGAAAAUAUUACUCUUGUUUUGUCCACAUGUUUUGUACUUUUGUUAAUGGAUGGUUAACUUGAAUAUGACAGUGUGAAUGAGGUGCUCGUUUAUUACUUUCUGACUGAAAAUAAUUUUCUGAAGUAGUUUAACAUACAAAAGUUUGUAUGUUUGUUAUAAGAUCUUUUCAAAAUGACUGUUGCCAUGGAACUAUAUACGUAUAGUGUCUACAGUAUCUCAGCAACAAGAAACCGAGCUUGAAUAAAUGAAACACAGUUGUUAAUAGUUAAAUGGAACUGUUGCUAUCGUAAGAUGGAGAAGUUGUGGUAGAACUAUGAAUGGUGCUAGCAAAUGCCUUGUUAAAAAUACAAAUCAAACCUCCACAUUUUUUGUGUGACUUUACUGUUAAUAAUUACAGUUGGACCACUUAAUAGGUCACACAAAAAGAGUGUGUUGAGAGUAAAAGUGUAAGCAGAGAAGUGAAGUUUGUAUUGGAUUCAGUUGUGGCUGGCCUUGUGAUUGUAAAGAAUGUUUCCUUAUUUGACACAUCAUUUUAUGAUUAUUUAUUUAUUUAUUUUCCAUAUAAAAGUUAUUUGUGUUUCUAAUGUUGCACCUUUAAACUUUUAUGCUUUCAUCUUUAUUAUAUGAAAAUUGAAAUUUAAAAAAAAAAUAUGGCCCCUGUCUCAUCAAAACAACAUAUUUUGUCAUGUUUGCUUAAAGUGAAGCUUCUAGUCACAGAGUCUGCUCUAUGCUUGUUCUGAUACCAUUGCAGUGUAUGUAUGGGAAAUGUAUGAGAAAUAAAUCAAAACCAAAAAAUAAACUAAAAAGGGGAAAAUCGUGAAAAUGAA